AUGUCCAUGCCGUCAGCCUCGUUCUCAGAUCCCCUUAGCACUUUCGAUAGGAGCCGCGAUCGGCGACGGCAAUGGAUCAAUGGUGAGCUGAUUCGCGGGCAUACAAACGGCGACGAUGCCGUGUAUGCAAGCGAUUAUUUCAUAUGUGCAAACGACGGUGUCGGGGCUUGGUCCACAAGGCCCCGGGGACAUGCCGGGCUGUGGUCACGAUUAAUACUGCACUUUUGGGUGGCGGCGAUGGAGGACGAUAUGCUCAAACCCCGCGACCCAGGUCAAGAAUAUCAACCGGAUCCUGUCGCUUACCUUGACCGAGCCUUUGGGCAAACUAUCGAGGCGACUUCCUCCCCGAAUGAUUGCCAAGGAACCACCACGGCCUGUGGUGCUCAGCUACAUUACAAGACAUCCGUCGACGAAGGAGGACAUGACACACCUCUAUUAUACGUCACAAACCUUGGGGAUAGCCAGGUCCUGGUUCUGCGCCCCGCCGAGAAACAGGUGCUUUACAAAACGACGGAGCAGUGGCACUGGUUCGACUGUCCACGGCAGCUCGGGACUAAUAGCCCGGAUACGCCGCCGCAGAACGCCGUCGUCGAUGUCCUCGAAAUACAAGAAGGGGAUGUUGUCUUGGCCAUGUCGGACGGCGUCAUCGAUAACUUAUGGGAACACGAGAUUGUCCGAAUCGUGACUGAAAGUAUGGAGAAGUGGGAGAACACGGAGGAGCCUCGCGUGAAAUCUCUCGCCAAAAUGCAGUUUGCUGCAUCUGAACUAAUGAAUGCCGCCAAAGUUAUUGCCUUGGACCCCUUCGCAGAGAGUCCUUAUAUGGAACAUGCGAUAGAAGAAGGCCUAGCAAGCGCGGGAGGGAAGCUUGAUGAUAUCAGCGUCGUAGCCGCACGCUGUGGUGGAGGGUUGAUUGUCGAGACCAAGAUACCAGGUGGGGUGCGGCUCACCGACUUCACCGAGACAGCUCCUCGAUAA
Molecule: messenger RNA, 975 nt
Organism: Parascedosporium putredinis
Lineage: Eukaryota; Fungi; Ascomycota; Sordariomycetes; Microascales; Microascaceae
Source: the annotation of a GenBank genome assembly